AUGUUUAAUCGGAACAACCUUCCAUCAGUCCCAAAUCCCUUUGGGUCUGGCGGUCAGCGUCCCUCGCCCCAAGGCUACUCGAACCCGAACCAAGCACCUCCACGGGGAUAUGGGGCACCGCCACCAUCAAUGGGAAGAUCUCCGCAACAGAUGCCUGCCCGGCCUCCGGCCGGUCGGCCAGGUGGAGGUCCGAGUUGGAUGCUCAACCCCAGCAAGAGCCCGAACGAGAACUACACUUUUGGUAACCUUGUUGCCGUAUCUCCCCAGGAUAUCCCUCCUUCUCGAGACGGUACCGACGUCCUCCUUCUCAUCAAUGACCUCUAUGUCUUCUCCGCCCGCCCUCUCGAGGGCUUCCCUCCCGGACUUAUUAGCAUGUCGGACCCUCAGCGGACAUGGGCAAACAUCGGUAUGAGAGAUGCCGUCAAAGUACAGCUGUAUGAUCCAUUCAGUCAAGGUGGUCAGGCCUACCUGGGAUCUGCGGAUAUCGAAGUUAGCUUUGCGUCCAUCAAGAAGCGUGUGGAGACUGCGUACGACCAGGAUGAAUUGGCGAAUGCCGUUAUCAAAAACUUCGAAAACCAAUUGUUUGCCCCUGGACAAAGGAUCCUGAUGGAUAACAGAAGCAUUCCGUUGCUUCUACAUGUCAAGACUGUCCAGCGGGUAGAUCUGACUUCGGAGAAGCCCGACCUUUCCUCUGGGGAAAUCGAGACUGAUCCUUUGGCAAGAGGAAUUGUUACCCGCCAUACACAGCUAAACUUCUUCAAGGAUUCUCAAUCCGGAAUCAAUGUCAAACCUUCAAACCGCCGCCCCGCUGCGAACUCGAUCAUCCAGCCCGGCUUCAAGUUCGAGGAUAUGGGAAUCGGUGGCCUGGACUCCGAGUUCAGCACAAUUUUCCGUCGUGCUUUUGCGUCUCGCAUCUUCCCGCCGGGCCUGGUUGAGAAACUCGGUAUUCAACACGUCAAGGGUCUCUUGCUCUACGGACCCCCCGGUACUGGUAAAACCUUGAUUGCCCGCCAAAUUGGAAAGAUGCUCAACGCCAGAGAACCCAAGAUUAUCAAUGGACCAGAAGUUUUGAACAAAUAUGUGGGUCAGUCUGAGGAGAACAUUCGAAAGAUGUUUGCAGAUGCCGAAAAGGAGUUCAAGGAGAAGGGUGAUGAGAGUGGUCUCCACAUUAUCAUCUUUGAUGAGCUGGACGCCGUAUGCAAGCAGCGUGGUAGCGGUGCAGGUGGUGGUACCGGCGUCGGUGACAGCGUUGUUAACCAACUUUUGUCGAAGCUUGACGGUGUUGACCAGCUCAACAACAUCCUGUUGAUCGGAAUGACCAACCGUAUGGAUAUGAUCGAUGAGGCGUUGCUGCGUCCUGGUCGUCUCGAGGUCCACAUGGAGAUCUCGCUCCCCGAUGAGCAGGGUCGAAGCCAGAUUCUCAAGAUCCACACGGAGAAGAUGCGAACAAACAAUGUCAUGGACCACGAUGUUGACUUGGCGGAGCUUGCCCAAUUGACCAAGAACUUCUCCGGUGCCGAGAUUGCCGGUCUGGUCAAGUCAGCCUCAUCGUUUGCCUUCUCCCGUCAUGUCAAGGUCGGCACGAUGGCUAGUAUCAACGAUGAUGUGGUCAAUAUGAAGGUCAACCGAGCUGACUUCCACCAAGCACUUGACGAAGUCAAGCCCGCGUUCGGUGUCUCAGAGGAGGAGCUUUCCAGCCGCAUCCAGUACGGCGUGAUCCAUUACUCGAAUGUCAUCAACGAGAUUAUGCGUGAAGGCGAGCUAUUCGUCAAGCAGGUCGGUCACGCUGAAUCCACACCACUCUUCUCUGUCCUGCUGCAUGGUCCCCCGGGAAGCGGAAAGACUGCUCUCGCUGCACGCAUUGCCAUCGAGUCCGGCUUCCCCUUCAUUAAGCUCAUCAGCCCGGAGGAUAUGGUUGGCUACAGUGAGCCGGCAAAGAUUCAGCACAUCAGUCGCAUCUUCGAGAGUGCCUACAAGAGUCAAACUAGCAUCGUUGUCGUUGACAACAUCGAGAGAAUCAUUGACUGGGUGCCCAUCGGCCCUCGCUUCAGCAACAGCGUGCUGCAGGCCCUUAUGGUCUUCCUCAGGAAGCAGCCUACACAUGGCCGCCGCCUCUUGGUUCUGGCCACGACUACUGAGCGUGCUUUGAUGAAGCAGCUGGACGUCUACAACUCGUUUAACUCGGAUAUUAUGGUUCCGAAUGUUAGCUCCUUUGGCGAGCUGCGUUAUGUCAUGGAACAGUCCGGUGCAUUUGACGCUCAAGAAAUUGCUCAGGCUCUUGAGGGAGUCGGUGGUCUGGCAGAUGACGGCCGACUCAGUGUUGGUAUCAAGAAGGUUCUGCUUGGCAUUGAAACGGCUAAGCAAGAUGUUGAUAAGGUUGGCCGCUUUGUCCGUGUGAUCAAUCGGGCUAUUGAAGAGCAGAGCUUCUCGUGA
Messenger RNA from Penicillium cinerascens, 2433 nucleotides. Its product is annotated as AAA family ATPase SEC18. NCBI's taxonomy places the organism in Eukaryota, Fungi, Ascomycota, Eurotiomycetes, Eurotiales, Aspergillaceae. The transcript has 4 exons. Gene Ontology annotation, molecular function: ATP binding; ATP hydrolysis activity. The record is from RefSeq and is a predicted model, not a curated record. Gene Ontology annotation, biological process: Golgi to plasma membrane protein transport; intra-Golgi vesicle-mediated transport; SNARE complex disassembly. Gene Ontology annotation, cellular component: Golgi stack. The coding region runs from base 1 to 2433 and encodes 810 amino acids.